Molecule: messenger RNA, 1181 nt
Organism: Paramecium tetraurelia
Lineage: Eukaryota; Ciliophora; Oligohymenophorea; Peniculida; Parameciidae
Exons: 4
Source: RefSeq, a predicted model, not a curated record
AUGAAAUUAAUAUUAUUGAUAACAUUGUUCACAAUAUGUAUAUGUUUGCACUAUGAUGAUGGCAACAGUGGUAACUCUGUAAUUGAAGAAUAAAUUAAAGACAUUUAAUAACAUAAAAUUGGUUAAGCCAUUUUAAAGAUGGCUGAGUUAAAUUAUAAAUUACAAGGUCCUGUGGAUGAACUUAUUUCAACAAUUAAAAGUUUUGGACGUUAGUUGAUUGAAAGAGUGGAAUAAGAGAACCUCGAUUACGAGGCUAUUAAAGCAGAAAGCGUUGUAAAAGUUCAAUAAUUAAAAUAAAUAAUUUCAGAUGCUGAAAACGAAUAGAAUAAGCAGAGGAAAAAAAUUGGAUAAGAUCUUGAACUACGAAAGAAUGAUAUCGAAAAAGAAUUAUUAAGAUUGAAGGAUUCUAAGCAAUAAAACGAGUCUAGACUGAAAAUGCAAGAGGCUCUACGCAAAUAAUAAUACGAGAAUUUUGAGAAAUCCAAGCGAGAUAUUGGUGAUUUGAUUAAGAUCACAGAUGAAACCUUGAAGAUGGUAGGAUCCUUACUACCCAGACCCGAUUGCAGUUUUAUUGAGAUGGAUAAAAUUUAAUUGAGUAAAGAGGAAUCAAAAGAUUUGACUAGAAGAUUAAGAAGUAUUAAAGGAAGAGUAGAUGGAUUGAAAGGCUAUGAAAGUGUGAUGGAGACUUUGGUGCAAUUAACCGAUUCCAAUUUCAAAUAGAGACACUUUAUAAAGUCAGUUUUGGAUCUAUUAAAUAAGCUUAGAAAAUCUCUGGUUGAUUCUCAAAACAAAUUAAUAAAUGAUGAAAAGGAAUAGGACAGAGCCUUCUCUUAAUGGGACAGUGCUCAGGAUGGGGAGACUAACGUUUUUGAGAGAGAAUGGAAUGAUUUACUGGAGGAAAGAGAGGACAUUCAAUCCUUCAUUGCUGAUUGUGAAAAUAUCAUAAAGAUCCAUUAAGCUGAUAUAGAUUUAUAUGGGGAACGCGUGAAGUUGGAAGAACAAUCGUUAUUGAUAAGCAAAUAAACCCAUGAGGAGUUGGUGAAACAAAUAAAUAAUGAAUUGGAUAUUAUUCAAAAAUCCAUUAAGUUGUUGUAUUCGCCUGCUGUUUUUGAAUACUUGAAAUACAAAAUAAACUUAGGUCCCUGAUUAUUAGAAUAAUAUACAUAUAGAAGAUUUAAUUA